Molecule: messenger RNA, 2506 nt
Organism: Aricia agestis (brown argus)
Lineage: Eukaryota; Metazoa; Arthropoda; Insecta; Lepidoptera; Lycaenidae
Gene: Pcif1
Product: mRNA (2'-O-methyladenosine-N(6)-)-methyltransferase
Exons: 8
Coding region: 170-2170 (666 amino acids)
Cellular component (GO): nucleus
Molecular function (GO): RNA polymerase II C-terminal domain binding; mRNA (2'-O-methyladenosine-N6-)-methyltransferase activity
Source: RefSeq, a predicted model, not a curated record
AAACAUCGAUAAUUUAUAGUAAUGUAAUUUUGUUUUAUGUGUGUACACCAUUUAUCAAGUUAAUCUAACAAAGUGAUUUCUGUUUUGUAUAAAAUUUAUCAUGGAUACUGCUUAGCAAUAUUUUAUCGGUGAAUUUCGUAUCAAUUGGCGUUUUCAGAAUCUUUCUAUAAUGAAUGAUAAAGUUGCUGCUAGUUCAUCGACAUGGGAUAAUCCCACAAACCUCAGCGACUCUUCGCCAGAAAUUCAGUCAUCUCCUGGUGGCAGUGGUGAAACUCCACAAACCCCCGGUGCUCCAGUGCCAUUGGCGGCACAUCUUGUACCUGAUCUGCAUCCUGAAUUACUACAACAGGGAUGGCGCAAAUAUUGGUCCAAAAGGGAAAAUCGUCCAUAUUUUUGGAAUAAAAUUACGGGUGAAUCAAUGUGGGAAUUACCAGCAGUUAAACGAGAUUUUGAUCCUAUAACAGAUCCACUUGGUAUAUGUCAUAAUGGACCUCCUAACACUGGUAAUAUGACUCCAAGUGCUAGCAAACGACGACCUUCAGAGGAUAAUGGACCGCCCCCAAAAAAAUUUGUUCUGUCUGGACCGUGGGACUUGGACGUGCCAACAAAUGUUGUUAUUUAUGAGAGACCACCGACGAUAUGUCCGCAUCCACAUCCUGAGAUAGAGGGUUUUAGGUUUACAUUAGCUAACAAACUGAGGCAGUGCUAUCAAGAGCUUUGCCAUACACGAGAGGGUAUAGAUGCACCAAAAGACUCUUUUAACCGUUGGUUUAUGGAAAGAAAAGUCAAUGAUCAAGGAGGUUCAGACCCACUGCUACCGAGCCACUGUUUCCCUGAAAUAUCUCAGUCUAUGUAUGAAGAGAUCAUGAAUGACAUCCCUAUUAAACUGACACAUCCAAAGUUUACUGGAGAUGCUAGAAAACAGUUAACACGCUAUGCUGAGGCUGCCAAAAAGAUGAUAGAGUCAAGGAAUGCUUCACCAGAAAGUAGAAAAGUAGUUAAAUGGAAUGCGGAAGAUACAUUUCAAUGGCUCCGACGUACAGUUGGUGCCACCUAUGAUGAUUUUCAAGACAGAUUAGCGCAUUUAAGGAAACAAUGCCAACCACAUUUAGCUGAAACUGCUAAGGCAUCUGUUGAAGGGAUCUGCCUAAAAAUCUACCACUUAUCUGCAGAGUAUGCACGCAAAAUAAGAGAAAGGCACAGCGCCCUACUUAAGGAAAAUGGAAUUCCAGAACUCCCCGCCCCCCUUCAGCAGGCUGCAUUGCGUAAGGUUUGGUGCUACCCAGUGCAAUUUGCCCUGCCUGCACCCAGGCCUCCCCUCGUUGAGCAUUUCCUAGACAGAGAUCAGGCUCUGUUGCGGUACCUCGGGGAGACUCAAGUCAUCAAUGCUGCAUACCUACAAAAACUUGAGCACCUGUACAGGUACAGCUGCUUCGACGACAAGAAGUUCGAGCACUUUCUGUCGCGCGUGUGGUGCUUACUGCGGCGGUACGCGGCGUGGCUGGGCUCCGGCGGCGACGCGCAGCUGACGCAGAUGGCGGCGCCCGUGCCGGUGCUCGAGUGCCUGCAGCGCUGCUUUGGAGUCACGUUCGAGUGCUUCGCAAGCCCCCUCGACUGCUACUUCCGCCAGUACUGUUCCGCGUUCGCCGAUACCGACUCCUACUUUGGUUCUAGAGGGCCGUUCCUAGAGCUGCGGCCGGUGUCGGGGUCGCUGGUGGCGCACCCGCCGCACUGCGCGGAGCUGGCGGAGGCGGCGCUGCGCCACAUGGAGCGGCUGCUGCACGACUCCGCCGAGCCGCUCAGCUUCGUCGUGCUGCUGCCCGAGUGGCCCGACCGCCACGCCCCCGCGCUGCACAAGCUGCAGUCCAGCCACUUCAAACGAAAGCAGGUUGUAAUUCCUGCAUUUGAACAUGAGUACCGACACGGAUUUCAACAUGUUCUUCCAAAGAACGAGGUGUACUUCAGGUGGGGCGGCGGCACGGUCGUGGUGUGGCUGCAGAACGCCGCGGGAUUCGCGCGGUGGGGGCCCACCGAGGACCGCGUGGAGGCGCUGCUGGACGCGUGGCGGCCGCGCGCCAAGUUGCGCUCGCCCCCGCCCGCGCCCGCCGCCGCCACCCCCGCGCCCGCCCCCGACCCCGCCCCCUACCCCGACGCCGCUGACAAGCGCUAACCCUACAGUCUACACCAUAAGGUACCGGCUGACCAUUCGAUGACGUCUAUGUUGAAUACAAUAUUUACACUAGAUGGUACCGCAUGAGUCAUGAGUCAUGACUCAUGACGUACGUCUUCAACCGACCGUUCGACACUAGUUUAUAAUUAUUACAGUAGUAGAUGGUUUAUAAUUUAUAUUAUGUCUAACAAUAAUUAUUGUGAUGUAGGUUUACAGUACUUUUACAUUUUCGUUUGCAUAUGAUAUGGAUUGUAAAAUGCUGCGGCUUUUACCUCUCUUUUCUAUUCAGCUAUCGGUUGAUACAAUUUUGUCCAAACUUUUUUUACUUUUAUUGAA